UAGUGACGUCAUUACGUGGUUCAACUUCCUGUGCACGCUCGGUCCGUUUUACAAAUAGUUCGCUGUUCUGGUUCAGAAGGCCAAAUAGCGACGUCUCGAAUAAAAAAGGGAUGGCUUCAACGUUGCGUUUAAUCUACUCUGCAUCAAGGCCAGGUACUUUUGCAGCCAGCCAGAGUCUAGUGAGGCCCUUCAGUGUGUCUGCACAAAGACAGGGAUUCAAGUAUGUGAACGCCCAGGACGUCCCCACAGACAUGAAGUCCAUCACAGACCGAGCUGCUCAGACACUGCUGUGGACAGAGCUCUUCAGAGGUCUGGGCAUGACAAUGAGUUACCUGUUCAGAGAACCUGCCACUAUCAACUACCCAUUUGAGAAAGGGCCUCUGUCACCUCGCUUCAGAGGAGAACACGCCCUGCGCAGAUAUCCUUCGGGAGAGGAGCGCUGCAUCGCCUGCAAACUGUGUGAAGCAAUCUGUCCUGCUCAGGCCAUCACUAUUGAAGCAGAGAGCCGUGCUGAUGGGAGCAGGAGGACAACGCGCUACGACAUCGACAUGACCAAAUGUAUUUACUGCGGCUUCUGCCAGGAGGCGUGUCCUGUGGAUGCCAUCGUAGAGGGUCCUAACUUUGAAUUUUCCACUGAAACUCACGAGGAACUGCUCUACAACAAAGAGAAGCUCCUCAACAAUGGAGACAAGUGGGAGGCGGAGAUCGCUGCUAACAUACAGGCUGAUUACCUCUACCGAUAGACACCACAUAUGCUGUACUUGAGCGCAUACCAGCAGGACCUCUGACAUCCACAAACGUCCACGAUGUACAUGUUUAGAACUGCGUCUGCGCUGAUGGAAGUGCUGUAGGAUAGGAUGAGUUUGACGAUGCGUCUUUUAUUUAAAGAAACAUCAACAGAUUUGCUCUGGUGUCCGCUUCCAAUAUUAAGGCUCUAACGUGAUAAGAAUCUCAUUUUUACCAUGUAAUUGUUUGAUUACAUAUUUAUUUUAUCAGGGUGAAUACAGCACUAUUUGUCUGGAGUGUCCCGGUCUGUCCACCACCAUCACCCCAAUGGCAGAUUACAGACUGAGUCCAACACCCAUUCUGAUCCUGACAUUAACACUGUACAUGGCAUAUGGAUUUGUUUCAUUAUUUCCCCAGGAUUCAGUGAAGAGCUGUACUGUUCUGUGGUCUUCAUGUUGUUUCAAAGGUUGUUUCCAAAUUAACUCCAAUAAAAUACUGGGAGAAACACUGAAUAUUUGCCCGUUAUCAGUAUUGGAUAUGAACAAUAUUAAGUCACCUGUAUAUCCUUCAACAGUGUUAGGAGCUGCAUUAAUAACUUUGACUUUAGGGCAAGCCUGGGUGUACCAACUUAAAUAUUCUGCACUUUUACAGUGAUUAAAUGGGAUUUUGUCAACUAUUAUGA
Messenger RNA from Sphaeramia orbicularis (orbiculate cardinalfish), 1408 nucleotides. RefSeq names its product NADH:ubiquinone oxidoreductase core subunit S8a (gene ndufs8a). Bases 111 to 743 code for a protein of 210 amino acids. The record is from RefSeq and is a predicted model, not a curated record. Gene Ontology annotation, cellular component: respiratory chain complex I; membrane. NCBI's taxonomy places the organism in Eukaryota, Metazoa, Chordata, Actinopteri, Kurtiformes, Apogonidae. The transcript is spliced from 8 exons. Gene Ontology annotation, molecular function: 4 iron, 4 sulfur cluster binding; NADH dehydrogenase activity. Gene Ontology annotation, biological process: mitochondrial respiratory chain complex I assembly; mitochondrial electron transport, NADH to ubiquinone.